GUCCGCAGAGAGCGAGGGAGAGGGGAAGGACGCCGGCACAGGAGUAUAGUAUGCACACCUACACCUCAAGCCUGUGAAGAUUAAUAAGGCACCUUUCGAAGGUGUGAGGCACCGGGGCCAGGGCGCAGGCUGUCGAGAAAAUACGUGACUCGUGAGACAAAAGCGCGUUUGGAAAGGCCCCAAUCCCAAAUAGCAGCACACGUGAGGGGGUUUGACAUCACCGUCAUGUCGUCGCUCUUCAACGGAGGACGCGAAGCUCCCAGCGUCUCGGCCGGGAUCACGGUGAACGUGGCCGAACUCGUAGAGGCGUUUCCCAACUACCAGGAACCGGACCGUGUGCAGCGUGAUGUGCUGGAGCUCUCCAAGAGCUGUAAGACCUUGGUCCCCAAGCGAGGGAGCGUGGAUUUGGAAUCUGGGCGAGCGGAACUGUUGACGCUACACGGGACAUUUCCCAUGGUGUUCCGCGACGCACAGUACUUCACCCCUGUACAGAUCUACAUCACGGAGAGCUACCCGGCUUCUCCCCCGGUGUGCUACAUCAUACCCACUCCUGGUAUGUCCUUGAGAGCUGGCCAUCAAAGUGUCGACGAAACCGGCCUGGUCUCCCUGCCCUACUUGCAAGGCUGGAGCGCCGCUCACAACCUGGUGGAGUUAGUGGGCACCAUGUCGACCGUUUUUGGAGCGCAACCCCCGCUUUUCGCCACCCCCUCGCCCAGUUCCUCGACUCCCACCAAGACCACAAAGGCUUCUGGUGCUUCCGGAAAGCAAGGCACCUUGCAAGUGGUGUGCCCCAACUACGGAAGAACGGGGACCAAGUCAAUGAAAGCAGCCCUAGAGAUCCUAGGGUUUGGGCCGUGCUACCAUAUGGUCAGCCUAGUUGGGAGCCACCUGAAGAAUCACCCACAGGCGAGUGGUGCACUGUGGGUGGAUGGGUUCCAGGGCCGCGGGCUCGACGUCAACAAAAUAUUGGACGGAUACAAGGCGGUCGUGGAUUGGCCGGCGGCAAGUUUCUACAAGGAGGUCUUGCAAUCGAACCCGCACGCGAAGGUCAUCAUGACCGUGAGGGACCCAGAUGCUUGGUGGAACAGCAUGGUGGCGUCCAUCCACACCAUGAACCCUGUCCUCGGGGGAUGGGGAAUAUUCUUCCUGGAGGUGCUCAAGUCCGACGUCCGUCUGUACAAGCACAUGCUGGGGUACAUAAAGACCCACACGAUGGAAGAAGACGAGGCGAAGGCUGAUUACGUCAGGCACAACAAGGAGGUCUUGGCUCACGUCGGUGCUGAUAAGGGACGCGAGCUGCUCGAGUUCUCCGUGGAGCAGGGGUGGGGACCGCUCUGCAAGUUCCUCGACGUCCCUGUGCCUGACGUGCCAUUUCCUAACGUCGAUUCCCGAGAGGAGCUGAAGAUCACGUUGAACAGAUUCAACCGCCAUGGGUGGUUGAUCAUGGCGGCGACAGUGACCGUUGCGGGGGCGAGCGUGGCAGCGGCUUCGUUCUUUGGAGGCAAACGCGCGGGCGGUGCGCUUGCCGCCACCGAGGCCUUGAUCUUGACGUCACGUUUCCGUAAGGCUCUCGCCGUGAGACGAAUCGACUAGGGAGAACAAACACGGCGUUUCAUUCGUGUAGUGUCUCUGGACGCCAGCAUCUACGUUUCUUCUCCGAGCGGUGCUGCCGGACUCGGCCGCCACGGCUUCUUCGUAUUGCUGUGUUGCACACGAACACGAUAGUCUCGCGGGCUGCCAUUUCCGUGCCACCACCAACGCCUUCGCGUCUUACUGAGACGUGCCGUUCUGAAUGGGUCGCCUUUGCAUGGCUUGCUACCUGACACCACCAGGAUGCGACUAUGGUUGCUGGGAACACGGGCCCACGCCGCUGCUGCUUCACGUAUUUGCUGUCGCAAGAGGGCUAUAAGGUCGGGGCCGGAAUUACUCUCAAUACAUUUUUUUUCAUUUGGCCAUGAUAGAGUUUUUUGUGGCGUUCAUGAAGCGAGGCGAGGCUGUGGUACUUCCGCGAAAGAGAAGACUCAUCGUCGGUUUCGCCCCCUCUUGUUGGCCGUCGUGGUGUACAUUUCUGCUGCACAGCAAGAAAAGUGUGUUGGUUGGAUCUUGUGAGUUCAAUCAUCGAUCGCGCGUGUCAAAUCCUUCCGUCGACUAGGAAUAAUGAAUGUUGCGUGAGAGGGGGCGCGAAUACCGUGAGAAAGACUGGAUACGGACGGACGCAGUAACAAACAUAAGAAAACAGGUAGUUUCAACACAUACAAGGCCCGAUAUAAAACGAAAGAAGCUUUUGUACACGACACACAACCACCCCGAGGGCGCACAAAAAUGGCUACAACAAAUACUUCGUGUUCCAGGCAAUCGUCAAGUUUCAUCGGGGUGUUUUUUGUGCGACGCUUGUGCGUUUUUUGUCCGGUGUCUUAUGGU
Molecule: messenger RNA, 2421 nt
Organism: Ectocarpus sp. CCAP 1310/34
Lineage: Eukaryota; Phaeophyceae; Ectocarpales; Ectocarpaceae
Source: the annotation of a GenBank genome assembly